Molecule: messenger RNA, 651 nt
Organism: Emiliania huxleyi CCMP1516
Lineage: Eukaryota; Haptophyta; Isochrysidales; Noelaerhabdaceae
Exons: 5
Coding region: 1-651 (216 amino acids)
Source: RefSeq, a predicted model, not a curated record
AUGACCGCAGGUGCUCUCCUACACCACGCCAACUUCAAGGGCGCGAUGCUGAAGGGCGCCUCGAUGCGCGACAUGCGAGCCCGUCGAGUGCCCCGCCCGGCACGCCACCGGAUCGCCGCGCUCUCACCGGGGGCGUCCUUCGUCCACUCCACUUUCGAGCGCACCAACUUGCGCAAGGCGCGCUGGAGCGACGUCACCCUCGACCAUGCGUACUUCCGCCAAACAAAGUUCGAAGGCUUCUCCCUCUCGCACGCCUUCCUCGUCGAGGCGUCCCUCGACGGCGCGCCGCAGAGCGCCAAUCUCGAAAGGGCCACUCUCCAGGCGCUCGCGGCGCCGCGUGCGUCGCUGCGCGGCGCCAACCUCCGCGGCGCCAACCUCCGCUCCUCGCGCUUCCCGCGCUGCGACGCCACCGGCUCCGACUUUGCCAACGCUCAGCUUGACGGCGCCGACUUCUCCUUCGCCUCCCUCGACCGCGCCAGCUUCCGUGGGGCGGCGGUUGGAGGCACCACCUUCCUCUCGGCGAGCCUCGACUUUGCCACCUUUGACGGGGCGGUGGGGCUGGAGCGAGCCGACUUGCGGCAGUACACGGGCACCGCCUUCGGGAUCAGCUGCGCGCAACCGUGCUGCGCAUGCCGCAGCAUUUCCGCGUGA